AUGGGAAGUGCUGGGCAGUACCCUCACCCUCAUACAAAUAUGAAAUAUCUCGAAUGUGAAUUUGAAUUUGUUAACGAUGGUAUUUAUAUGUUGCCAAUGUUGUUAACAAAAAUGAUGAAAAUAAUUGAAAUUCAUAUGAAAGUGUUAAAAACGAAAUCAAUAUAUGAUAUCGGUGCAAAAUAUCGAUCCAUAAGAAAAUUUUCAAAAGAAUUUCGAACGAAUGUUGAUCGUCUGUUAAGACGACAAAUGAAGCGACGACAACAACAGUUUGAUGUCAAUUAUAUUGGAACCCACGUAUGUAUUUGGAUUGGAAAACAAGAUUAUAACCAUGACCAUGAACGUGAAACAGUCAAACAAUGA
This is a messenger RNA of Didymodactylos carnosus, 360 nucleotides long. NCBI's taxonomy places the organism in Eukaryota, Metazoa, Rotifera, Eurotatoria, Philodinida, Philodinidae. The record is from the annotation of a GenBank genome assembly.